CAACGGUCGAGAAUCGAUCAAAGCCAUUACUCGAUUAAGAAGUGAACACAACCGCGCUCACUAACUCAAAAAACCCUCGAUUUCUCAAAGAGAGUGGGAACAAAUCGAAUCUAUCUUCAAUUCAAAUUUCAUCUUCUUCCUCAAUCUCUGAGGUUCUUUGAGCAAACUCAGCAUUUUCGAUCUCUGUUCAAUGGAAGAUAACGAGACCAAGAAAAGCGAGGUUGAAGUUGAUGGCCUUGGUUUGAUUGAUGUCGCUUCUGAAGACGAUAGCCUUCUCUUCUCCUCCUUUCCCGACCCAACCAGCUACGAGUUUUCCGAGACAGAUAAGGAUGAGAAAUGUUUGAAGGAUGACAAAGAUCUAAAUUUCAUGAGGGAUACACAGUAUUGUGAUGAUGAGAUACUGGUUUCUUCAAUUGAAGAGAAGGAAGAGGUGCUUCAACCUCACGAGUCGCCUGAGCCUGAGAAGGUGAUGAAGAAAGGAAAGUAUAAUUUGCGCAAAAGUCUUGCUUGGGACAAUGAGUUCUUCACUAGCGCUGGUGUUUUGGAACCCGAGGAACUGUCAAGUAUGAUGGAAAACAAUCAUAAGAGUGGGAAGAAAACUUUACCGACCAUUCUAGAGGAUAUUAAUAGAUCUACGGAAUCCAUUUCUACAUUUCAAAGUGACUGCACUGUGGAGAACAGUCAGGAGUUUGUUUUGUUUGAGGAUGUAAGAGCGUCUAUUCAAAGGUCUGCUAAAACAUCUGAUGCUGCAACACCCGGGAAAAAUAAUGAAUUGAGAGCAACAGAAGUAGCAAUGACCCCAACUUCAAGUACAGUGGACAUCAUUGCCUCUCAAGAAAAGACUAAACCCAAAGCCAGUCCUAAAAGUCGGAGUAUUAGAGCACAAGGACUCGGGAAGGCAACAAAACAGCCUGUUGCCUCAAGAGGUUUCAGUACAUCCAUUUCUAAGCCACCCAACGGACUCAGCAAAGUCAGGCCCUUGUCAACAACAUCAACGAACAGGGCGUCAUUUGAUAUAAGCAAAACCAAACAAGAAAAUAAUUCCAAAUUCCCUGCGGGUAAAGAGCUACAGAGUCCCAGAAUAUCCAUUUCGCGACGUGCUAAACCUGUCUUGCCAAAACCUGGUUUGCCUUUGAAAUCUUCUUUACGUUCUUCAGUUGCCUCAAAAAAUGAAAUGACCUCUUCAUGCUCUUCACUAGAGAGCUGUGCCAGUGCUUCAUCUAGCGCUUCUCAAAAACCUUCUAUAGACUCGAUAAAGAAGAAGAAUGAUUCAAGUUCCAGAUUAGCUUCCCAGCCAUUGGCAAAUCGAUCUACAUCUAGAGGUAUUAUGGGCCAGCCAAGAAUCCCACCCCAACCAACCAAUAAGACAUCCAAGCCCAAGCUUUCCUCUAGUGUACCAACUGCUGGUUCUAUCAGUGACUGUUCAUCAGAGUCAUCACGAGCUUCUGAAACUAGUAAAAUGGCUAACGGUAACCAGAAAACGGUCUCUCGUGAAAAGGGUCCUGCAAAUGCUAAUACAGUACAAACUGCGAAACCUCUCAAGAACUCCAAAGAUGCAUCUGUUGUUCAAGCUGAUGCUAAGGAAGGCACGAAACGAGCUUCAGCUAUGAACGGUGGUUUGGCUCCUUCAGCUUCCACAAAACCAUCAGGUCUCCGUGUGCCAUCACCAAAAAUCGGCUUCUUUGAUGGAGCAAGACAUGGAUCAUCUUCAUCUGCCAGUAAGAAGUCUGGAAAGUCUCAACCCGCGAGGUCUCCAAUACAAGAGUCGUCGAAUUCAAAAACUAAGGCAAGUUCAAAGCUUGACUCUGUCUCGUCUCCAAAACUGGCAAACAAAUUGUAUUCCAAAAUCAAUGCAGAAGAUCAACUCGAGGGAUGAUGAUGAGAAUGAGAUGCCUGAAGUUAUCAAUAGUUAAUGGAGCUCCUCUGUUUCGUUUUUAAAUAGGAAUAUCCUUGUAUGUUAGAUUCAUAUGUAUCCCAUCAUCCCAAAAAAAGCACAUUAUGAAAUUGUGCGUAAAGAAACUUAAUCUAACGAG
Arabidopsis arenosa is the source of this 2033-nucleotide messenger RNA. The record is from the annotation of a GenBank genome assembly. NCBI's taxonomy places the organism in Eukaryota, Viridiplantae, Streptophyta, Magnoliopsida, Brassicales, Brassicaceae.